GGGGGGAGCCGUGCUCCGGUCGCUGGCAUGCGGCGCGCGGUACACGGUCACGGUGCGGGCACACAACGUGGUGGGGGCGUCGCCACACUCACGGCCGCUCGUGGUGACCACGAGAGGAGAUAAGGCAAAGGCCGCUUCGGGUAAGGAAUGCAUCUGGUCGAACAGCACGUCACUUCGAGUAUCGCUACUGGCGUGGGGCGGGCGAUGUCCUGUCGAGAGCUGGAUGGUGGCGUAUCGCGAGGCCGUCACGAAUCCCACGCUACCCGCACACCUCGCCAGGUGGAUCGAUCUACUCACCGACGGAGAAGUCGCACAUAUAACAAAUCUUCAACCGGCGACCUGGUACGAUAUUCGAUUGCAGGCUCGAUCAGUCGCUGGAGACACAGCUGCAAUAUACCGAGCUGCUACUAGAAAUCUUUAUGGAGAACGAAUAGGCGAGCCGACUGAGUUGCCGAACGAGAUUCAAAAUGGCGACGUGGGCACGGGCGUGGCGCUCGGGACAGCGGGGUGGCGAGCGGUAGCAGGGGGCAGUGGGGCGCUCCUGCUGGCCGCGCUAGCCGCCGUCACACUCGUGGUCUGUUACCACCGGCGACGCAACCGCGCACGUCGCUGUCGCACCGCCGCCUUCCUGCCGCCCUUGACGCACACUAACGGGAAGACUCUCAAGCCUCUUCAAAGUGACGUGCACGAGAUAAGCCCUUACGCAACAUUUAGCAUGUCUUCGGCGGGUGCGAGUGGAGGCGGCACGGGAUGUGUCGCGCCGGGUGACGCUCGCUCGUGCGCACUACACUUGCGCUCGUUCGUAUCGGAGCAUGCCGAGCUAGCGGCGCCGCCUCGGCCUCACCUGCUGGCGCACCCGAACGACUACGGCAGCGCUCGUGACACGGACUCGGAGUCGAGCGGGUCGCCAUGUGCGGCGUGCCAGGCUGAACUGUACCGGCUACCGGCCGCGCAUCUUUCCGAUACGUUGCCCGCUGGAACCACGACGGCUGCCGAGUCAAGCACGGAGGACGGCUCGUACGGGUCGCGGCGCGGGAGAGACGUUGGUGGACGGGCGCGCGAACGUCGACCGCACGCGCGGGGACCCAAGCACUUCCCGGCCGAUGCCCGCCCUGUUCGCAGCGCGACUGCCAGUGGGAUGAGCUGGAAAUCAACCGGCGCUACUGAAAAAUGAAAACUUAAUAUUGUUGAUAAAUGUAAAUAGUUAUUAUUAUGUCAAAUCAAGUUUAGAAGGUUACGCUUUCAAACUUUGGACUGAAUUACUUUAAUACUUUAUUUAUAAAA
Messenger RNA from Leptidea sinapis, 1284 nucleotides. RefSeq names its product cell adhesion molecule Dscam2-like. The transcript has 8 exons. Gene Ontology annotation, molecular function: protein binding. The record is from RefSeq and is a predicted model, not a curated record. NCBI's taxonomy places the organism in Eukaryota, Metazoa, Arthropoda, Insecta, Lepidoptera, Pieridae. Bases 224 to 1174 code for a protein of 316 amino acids.